Molecule: messenger RNA, 2821 nt
Organism: Cavia porcellus (domestic guinea pig)
Lineage: Eukaryota; Metazoa; Chordata; Mammalia; Rodentia; Caviidae
Gene: Zranb2
Product: zinc finger RANBP2-type containing 2
Exons: 11
Coding region: 134-1090 (318 amino acids)
Biological process (GO): RNA processing
Molecular function (GO): RNA binding; lipopolysaccharide binding
Source: RefSeq, a predicted model, not a curated record
UCCUUUUCUAGUCUUCCGCAGUGUCGGGCUGGAGUCAGGCAGUGCGCGAACAGCCCGAGAGCCCGAAAGACCCGGCCCGCGUUCUCCUGCGAAGACGUAGCUGCGGGCGGCGGUGGCGGUGGAGGCGAUCAAGAUGUCGACCAAGAAUUUCCGAGUCAGUGACGGGGACUGGAUUUGCCCUGACAAGAAAUGUGGAAAUGUAAACUUCGCGAGAAGAACCAGCUGUAAUCGAUGUGGUCGGGAGAAAACAACUGAGGCCAAGAUGAUGAAAGCUGGGGGCACUGAAAUAGGAAAAACUUUGGCAGAAAAGAGCCGAGGCCUAUUUAGUGCUAAUGACUGGCAGUGUAAAACUUGCAGUAAUGUGAAUUGGGCCAGAAGAUCAGAGUGUAACAUGUGUAACACUCCAAAGUAUGCUAAAUUAGAAGAAAGAACAGGAUAUGGUGGUGGUUUCAAUGAAAGAGAAAAUGUUGAGUAUAUAGAAAGAGAAGAAUCUGAUGGAGAAUAUGAUGAGUUUGGGCGUAAAAAGAAAAAGUACAGAGGGAAGGCAGUUGGUCCUGCGUCUAUAUUAAAGGAAGUUGAUGAUAAAGAAUCAGAGGGAGAAGAAGAAGAUGAGGAUGCAGAUCUUUCUAAAUAUAAAUUAGAUGAGGAUGAGGAUGAAGAUGAUGCUGACCUCUCAAAAUACAAUCUUGAUGCCAGUGAAGAAGAAGAUAGUAAUAAAAAGAAAUCCAAUAGAAGAAGUCGAUCAAAGUCUCGAUCUUCACGAUCUUCAUCACGUUCAUCCUCUCCCUCAAGUUCAAGGUCUAGGUCCAGGUCCCGUUCAAGAAGUUCUUCCAGUUCGCAGUCAAGAUCUCGUUCCAGUUCCAGAGAACAUUCGAGAUCUCGUGGGUCGAAAUCAAGAUCCAGCUCUAGGUCCCACAGGGGCUCUUCUUCCCCACGAAAAAGAUCUUACUCAAGUUCAUCAUCUUCUCCUGAGAGGAACAGAAAGAGAAGUCGUUCUAGAUCUUCUUCUCCUGGUGAUCGAAAAAAAAGACGAACAAGAUCACGGUCACCCGAAAGCCAGGUGAUUGGUGAAAACAUUAAACAACCCUGAGCCCAGGGCCAACCCCUACGGAACACCACUACUUUACCCAGGCACCACAGGUCAUCUUCUGGAUCAUCCCAUUCUGGUUCCCGUUCAAGUUCAAAAAAGAAAUAAUGUAUUAAAAUUUACAUCCUAAAAAACAUCCAGUACAGUGCAUGAAACAGUUUUUAAGAAGUUGAUGUCUUACUUGGUCAGAAGUGCUAAAUCUGCUAGUAGAGGUGCAUGCCUUUAUUGUUUUUCAAAAUAAUACAAUGUGUUUAUUUGUGAAAUUAAAAGUAAAUUGCAUUUUAAGCCAUAAUACCCCAAAUAAAAGCUCUUUUGUUUAUUAUUUACAUCUAUUCCCUUAAAACCAUUUCAGCUUCAACAAGUACUUUUUGGGGAAAAAAAAAAACCUGCUAUGUUCACCUGGAAAAGAAGUUAAACGUCUGUGUUUUUGGCCUAUAUCAGAAUGAUUCCUGCCAUGAAGAGUUAAACUGAGUGGCCAAGUGAAACUUCAUUUUAAAUUCCCUAUGCUGAAAUUGCCUUAGGAUAAUCAUUGUUUCUUUUAUACCGGUUUUGCAUCACCACAUUUAAUUCAGAAAAAUCUUGUGGAUUGCAGAAGGAGCACAGUAUUACCAUUUCCUUUUCUUAUCCAUAAUUUGGACAAAGAAAGAAGCGUUUAAUAGUUUUAUCAGUUCUCUGCUAAUCUGGUUACUUGUAUUUUAAAAAUCUUUUAUCUUAAGUAAAAGGUUUAGAAAGGUUUGUGCAGUGUCCUUUAAAAGAAAAAUCUAGUUAGUAAAUACAGUAGGUUAGAAAAAGCUAAAUUGUACUUGAUGAACAAAUCAAAGAUUUUGAAGUGUGUUCCUUCUUUUGGUAAAGGGCCAGCACAGACAUGUGAUUAAACAUUUAUUCAGAGAUGUGUCAUUUCAAACAUAAUGACAUGUUUUUCAGAAUAGCAAUUGAAUGCUUGUUUCUGCAUGAUAAAAACAGGAGUCAUUAUAUUUCAUUUUACAUGAAAAAACUUAUGGCUUAAAAUGCUUUGAGUUUUAUUUCUCAGUUAAAAUCUGGUCUCGAGCUCCAUUUUGUUUCCUGGUUUGAAAAUAAAAGUUUCUCUUAACAGUAUCUUCAGUGACGAUGCAAGGUAAGUAUAUGAAGGGAAAUCAGCAUUUGUGCUUGGGAUCUUUUUGUUACAGAGUACUGAUUUCUCUUUUUUUUUUUUUUUUUUAACAUUGUCUGCCACAAUUUAAAUAAAAACAAGGUGUUUAGUAGACAGAUCAAACACAAAUUAUAUUUGUUUUUUAUUUUAAAAUGUUUUCCAAGGAUCUAAAGAUGAAUACAAGAUACGUAGAAAUAUUUUGAUAAUAUUUUUACAGUGAGCUUUCCCAUUUUUUUAUGUCUUAAUUUUCCUUGCUACAUUUACUGUAGGUUGCACAAGAACUUUUACUCUUGUAAUUGUGCCUCAGACUUCUCGAAAGUCCACCUUCUAAGUUGCCCAGAUGAUCAUCUAGAUUCUACAUGUUACCAUUUAUUCUUGUGCUUUCUGUAUUUAAAACUUUGACUGUACUAAGCAAUUGCAAGGUUAUAAAUUUAGCUAAUAGGAGUUGACAGACAAUUUGGAUGAUUAUGAUUUCAUUUGGUUUAACUAAGCUGUACUAGUUCAUUUCAAGAGAAAAUGAUGCUGUAGAAAAAUGUAAAUAAAGUCUGUGAGUCAAGCAUCAAGUGGUGUUUGUUAGAAAUAAACUAGAGAUUUUUAAGCUGUGA